This is a messenger RNA of Bactrocera oleae (olive fruit fly), 3338 nucleotides long. Lineage: Eukaryota; Metazoa; Arthropoda; Insecta; Diptera; Tephritidae. The record is from RefSeq and is a predicted model, not a curated record.
ACUGCAUGGGUUUCAACAGCGAGGACGUUUCUGCAAAGUUUUCGAAAAUUUAAUAUUUUGAACUUAUGUGUUAAUACAAGUUCGCUAAUAAAACAGAAUUAUUCGCAUAACUUACGAAUUGUCAAUUUAUAUCAAAGUAAUGCUGAAAUGUUGCGAAAGAUAUUGAGUUUAAAACCACAACUACUUCUGGUGUUUUUAUUGGCGCUUGCUAGCUUUUCGUAUGGCGCCGAGUUUUCGUCUAAUGUAAAAAAUUCCGAGUCAUCCUCCAUAGCUAACGGUACUGGUAUUUUGAAAAGCUUAAGCAGUGGUAAUCAAAUGGAAAGCUUGAGAAGUGAAAGUGUAGAGGAAAAUGUGGAUAUAGAUUAUGAUGAGGAGCAGGAUGACGAUGGUGAUGACGAUGACGACGAAGCAACGGGGGAAAGACCAAAGCACACACGCAAAAAACAUAUUAGCAUUAUAAAACGUGUGGGCACAACUUUUACUUGGGAUCGCUGGGAAAAAUGGACUAAAUGCAGUAAUUCCUGUGUGCAAAUUCGCCGCAGAAAAUGCAUCGAGCGUAAACUGACUUCACUGGAUGCUGCUCCGAUUGACCGAGAAUUCUAUCCUGAACCCAAUAGCCUCACCGGUUGUCGAGGUAUUAUAAAACGUUUUCGGUUUUGUAAAGACGAAAAAUGUAAGGCGAAUAAAAAGCGGCAACGUGAUGAACAAUGUGCCGACUUCAACAGAAUACCAUAUAAAGAAAAGUUCUACAAUUGGCUGGGCUAUGAAAAGGAACACAACGAGUGUGAGCUAUUUUGUCGUCCAAGUGGUUCGGGCAUGUUCGUGAGCAUGAAUCAAUCAGUCACGGAUGGUACCACCUGUGGCCGACCGGCAGUUUAUUACACACACUAUUAUAGACGUAAGGCGGUAUGUGUGGAGGGUGUUUGUCGGGCGGUUCAUGAGAGUGGUGCCAUACGGCCAGCCACCACCAGCGACGCCCAAACGAAAUGUGGUUCAGUGUUAUGUGAGAUGGUCUCCGAGGUGUUCAGUAAAGCCAAGUUGAGUUAUGGCUACAAUUAUGUGCACACAAUUCCAGCGGGGGCGAUGAACUUAACGGUCAAACAGCUGGCACGAAGUGAUAAUUUACUGGCACUGAAAACUAUCGAUGAUAUGUUUCUGAUUAACGGUAACAAUCGCGCCUCAGAGAGUGGUAUAUUUGAGUAUAAUGACGACAGCUAUGACUACAAUCGCGAACUGAGCAUAAUCACUUCUAAGGGACCAAUAAGUAAACCCGUUGUGCUUUUGCUCUUUGUGCGCGGUCACAAUUCAGGCAUCAAAUAUGACUACACUCUUCCCGUACCGUCUGCUUCCAUAACUGAGGAUGAGGAGCUGCAGUCACAGUGGAACGAGGUGGGUCAGCCACUGGACGAGUUAGAUGAGAACAACAUCGAUGGCUCCGUUUCGGCACAGAUCGCACGCGCACGCGAACGCAAACGCCGCAAGUUCUCGUGGAAAUUACUCGGCUUUGGUGAAUGUAAUCGCUCCUGUGGACCAGGUAUACAACCACCCAUUUUUCGUUGUAUACGCGAUUUGCCGACGCGUUAUUAUUCACCUAAGCGCUGUGCCUUUGUUGAGAAGCCAGUCUUCAGUGAGGACAUCUAUCGUUGUAAUCGUGGAUUGUGUCCAGCUUAUUGGCGCGCUGGUGAAUAUGGGGAAUGUAAAUGCGCCGACGGUGAGGUCGAGGGUGUACGUUCACGCUACGUGUAUUGCGUACAGGAGCAAAAUAACGGCAAGGCGGAAGAGGUAUCCGAAGAUUUGUGUGAGCAACAGAAACUGCCCCAGUUAAAUGAGACAUGCAAUUGCCCAAAGUUAAAUCGACGUAAAAUCUACGCACGUGGACCGGACAAGACACCACGCGUCUUCUCGCGGCUGCUUAUAGCGCCCACUUUGGUGCGCAGCAUUUACAACUCAACCACGCCAUUGCGCCGGCAUCUGCGGGACGAUCGUGUAGACAAAGCGGGUGUGUGGUUGAUGUCGGGCUGGAAUCAAGAGUGUUCGACUGAUUGCGGCGCAGGUUUUGAGCAUCGCUCGAUCUACUGUGAUCGCACGCCACCCUAUACGGAUCUUUGUGAUCUACGCUUCACGCCAGAGCAGAAGCGUAUUUGUAGUGGUAGUCAACAGGCUGAGGCGUGUCAGUAUGGUAUAUGGUUCACUUCCGAUUGGAGUAAUUGUACCGGCGAUUGCUUUAAUUUACAACGUAAGCGCGCUGUGCUUUGUCUGCGCGAUGGUGUGGCGGUGGAUGAGUCGGAAUGCGAUUUGUUGUUGCGACCGCGCGCUGUUAUGAAUUGCACACACAAAGAGGUGACGUUUUGCGGGUCCAAGUGGCAUUACUCCGAGUGGUCGGAGUGUUCCCGCUCUUGUGGUGAAGGCGUUCAACGGCGUUAUGCCAAAUGUCUGGAAUUUGAUUGGAAACAAAAGGCGAUGGUAGAAUCGAGCAAUUGUAAAUAUUUGGAACGAGAGCCGGUCUAUGGAACAUGUAAUGUGCAGAAGUGUGAAGAACUCAACACACUCUUCGAUGUGGAGCGUGAUAUUUUGAAGCCAGUUGAUCCACCUGUCAAUUGCAAAGAUGAUGUGAGUAAUUGUCAGCGAAUAAAUCGACAACGAUUGUGCAAAUUGCACUACUACAAAACCUACUGCUGUGCCACAUGUAGCGGAUAUGCUUAGCAGCGUUUAGCAAUGGCAAGUAGAGGAAAUAUGUGGCAGCGACGAGUAAAGCCGAGAAAGUUACGCUCCAGCAGCUUCAGAAUGGAGCUGAGGCAGUGCGCAUUUAAUUGUAUUUAAAUUAUUUGCUUCAACGACAAUAACAAUAACUAUCAUAACAUUAGCUUAGCAUUUAAUGUAGUCAGUUUAGCUGGUAAGAUGCACGAAAAGUUGAAAAUAGAAGAAAUGAGCGAAGGCGCUUAAGGCACGUGAUUGCAGUAUGCGUCUGCGAAAGCACAACAUAUAAGAGUUUAAUAACUGUAAUUGUACGAAAUACAUAUAUCUGUAACAUAUUUGAAAUAUUAAUUUAAAAACGUUAACUAAAUGAAUGAAAAGCAUUUUUAGUACUCUGUGUUUCGAUAUUCCUUAUUUAAAAAAAUUUCAAAUACUUUUAUGUCAAGUGAGUUUAAUAAACUUAGUGUAUGAGUACUAACCUGCCAUAUAGGCACAUGUACAAGUACAAGAGCAUAUCUGCAUAUAUAUGUAUGCAUUUACUAACCUCCAUAGAGUCAUACCAAACAUAUUUAUUGCAUUUUUACGCGUUUAUUUGUAAUAAUUCAAAUAACUGUAUAAAUAAUAAAAAAAUAAAUAAAUUUUAA